Messenger RNA from Boleophthalmus pectinirostris (great blue-spotted mudskipper), 3765 nucleotides. Its product is annotated as FYN-binding protein 1. Gene Ontology annotation, molecular function: protein binding; methyltransferase activity; 2-oxoglutarate-dependent dioxygenase activity. The transcript is spliced from 25 exons. Gene Ontology annotation, cellular component: plasma membrane. Bases 1 to 3477 code for a protein of 1158 amino acids. NCBI's taxonomy places the organism in Eukaryota, Metazoa, Chordata, Actinopteri, Gobiiformes, Gobiidae. The record is from RefSeq and is a predicted model, not a curated record. Gene Ontology annotation, biological process: integrin-mediated signaling pathway; T cell receptor signaling pathway; protein localization to plasma membrane.
AUGGAAGCGAGACAGACCAUCAGAACACUUAAAAAUGCAGUUCUUUCCUACAGGGAAAUUGCAAAGAAAGUCAAGGUGUCAGUGAGUGCAGUUUCCUUCACCAUCAAAAGGCACUCAGAAACUGGGGGAAACUCUGAUGAAGAGCUGAAGUGCUCUGGCAGACCCAAAGCCACAACUGGAUCAGAGGACAAGUUUCUGAGAGUUAACAGUUUGUGUGAUAAGUGGCUCACAGGACAACAGUUUAAGAGUGGUCGUAGUAAGCAGGGUUUUGAGGAGGCGUUCCGUAAACAGGGCCGGCAUAAACAGAGAGUGUGGCUCAAAAUCUGCUCUAAAGGCGUUAGGAUCCUGGACGAGAGGACUGGGACUUUAGAUACAACUCUGAGCUGUGUCACCUGCAGAAGUACUCUGAUGACACAGCUAUUGUGGGCUGUCAGGAACGGUGAUGAAGAGGAGGACAGGCAGCUCACUGAGGACUUUGUGGUGUGGUGCAGUGUUAACCACCUUCAACUGAACACUGCAAAGACCAAAGAGAUGGUGGUGGACUUUAGGAAGAGCCGGCCAGAGCUCCAACCUGUGACCACUGAGAGGGACAUUGUGGAGGUUGUAAAGAGGUAUAAGUAUUUAGGCUUACAUCUCAACCACAGACUGGACUGGUCUAAGAAUACAGACCUGCUCUACAGAAAGGGACAGAGCAGACUGUACUUUCUCAGAAGGCUGAAGUUCUUUAACAUCUGCCAGAAGCUCCUGCUGAUCUCAUCUCCAGUGUACUCUUCAGGUGAGAUGUACGUCCAUGAGAAGAGCCACAUCAGCGCAGUGACCAGGGACGAGUCUGACCCCAGAGCCCUGGCCUACGUCCACCAACACACAGACAACUACUACCUGUUCUACCUGCGCAUGGCCACUCUGGCUGAACCCGUCCUGAGUGACAUCAGAGAGGUGUGUCGAGCUGUGGAGCAGGAGCCAGCCCAGGAGUCCCCGAGUGAGGCCCCCCAAGCUUUGCUGGUCGUAGAAGAAGCCUCCACACUUUCACCUGAGGAGCCUGCUCUGGAACCUGCUCUGGAGAAUGUCUUCAGCCCUCGUCUUGACUCAAAUCCUCAAAUACAGACGUCAGCCUCCUCUGAGCUGAUGGAGAUCUUCUGUGUUCCUCUGAAGGACCCCAUGGAACCAGACGUGUGUCAUGCUGCUGUGCCGGCUUCUGCAGGUGUGGAGCCUCCUAAACCUGCUCUGUCCAACAUGCAGAUCCUGUCCAUGUUCUCCCCACAGCCAGGGGGCGCUCCAUACUCCUCCUCUCCCUGGGCACAGCAGGGGGUUGUGGGUCCUCAGUGGGCGGGGCCUGUGGGUGGGGCUGCGGUGGCACCCUGGCCCACUCUGCCCAAUCACAUGACAGCAUGCCCACCUGCCGUGCCCCCUUCUGGACCAGUGAUGAACAACACCCCAACUCCAGACAAUGUUCCACAACCUGAGGACAGUGUGGAUGUGAAAGCUCUGCGGGCGCGCUUCACUGCCCCAGCCUCCUGUCACGACAGUGAGUCCCCCAAGUCAGGCCGACCCGUCCUGCUCAUACCCUUUAACCCCAUCACAGACACUAACCCGCCCCCUCUGCACAGACGGCCCCAUACCACGCCCCCUUCUCCACGCCCCCUUCUGCCCGAGGACCUGCCAGAACCACGCCCCCUUCUGCCAGAAACCACGCCCCCUUCUGCUCGAGAACCUUCCAUAGCCACGCCCCCUUUUGCCCGAGAACCUUCCAUAGCCACGCCCCCUUCUGCCCGAGGCCCUGCCAGAACCACGCCCCAUUCUGCCCGAGGACCUUCCAUAGCCACGCCCCCUUCUGCUCGAGGACCUUCCAUAGCCACGCCCCCUUCUGCCCGAGGACCUUCCGUAGCCACGCCCCCUUCUGCACUUGGACACCCAAGAGCCACGCCCCCUGUGGCCUCAGGACCCAGGUCCCAGCUUGGGCCUCUUCAAGCUCCCUCUGCCCCUGUGGAUUGUAACAAAGUACGUCAAACAGGAGAGCUUCUGCAGAGCAUGAUGCUGCGGCACCAGAGGCCCCCAGGACCCAGACUGUCCCCGGUGCCCUCCUUGUUCCCAACGCCCCUCUCUCCCUCUGCCCCUCACAUCCGGGCCCCGUCCAUGCCCUCUGUGGGCACCGCUGUCAGAGCCCUGCCCAGACCAAAGAGCACUGACGAUGUGGCCCCCCUCAGGAAACCACUGCCUGCCAUGGCCCCCAGACCCCCCAAACCCAAACGACCUCCUCAGGUGAACAUAGAGCAAUGGAAGUCCUCAAAAGGAGCCCCACCUAGAGGACUACCAGUGCCUACAGGUCCGCGGGGCACCUCAGGGUCUCCUCUCCCAGGGGUCCAACUUGUCUCCAUCUCAGCUCCCACGGGGGCCCCCAGACUCCCACAGAGAGACAACAAACCAGGACGACUGCCCAGACAGUCCACCACUGUGGACAUUGAUGAUGACCAGGAGCCAUAUGAUGACAUCGGGAGCCUGGAGAUCAACGACUCCUGGAGCGACUCACAGAGCAAAGACGAGAAUGACGAGAUCUACGAGGACAUAGACGCAAAUCAAAAGGAGCAGAUCCAGAUGGCGUCAGAGAAGGCCAGAGUGGAGGUGCCUGAGGUGAAGCUAAACAAGAAGGAGGUGAAGAGGCAGCUGGAGCAGGAGAGGAAGGAACAGCAGGAGAGGCAGAGGAGAGAAGAACAGCUACGCAAGAACUUCCAGCUGCAGCUGCCUGUGGAGGUGCUGCACACAGCAAGUGUGCGUCACGACUGGAGCGGCACCAACAAACUGGACCUGAGCGUGAGACAAGGGGACAAAGUGGACAUCAUCAGAGUCAAGGACAACCCCGAGGGGAAGUGGUUAGCACGCACACACUCUGACAACUAUGGCUACAUCAGUAACAGUUGUGUGGACAUUGACUAUGAGGCGAUCAGGCGUAAGGCGACUCAGAUCAAGAGGGUGGAGCAUUACGAUGGAGAGCUGCCCCCUCCCCCCCCUGACCCGCCCAGCUUCACCCAGCGCAGCUACGUGCACGACAUCCACGUGCAUGACAGCCACGUGCACAACAGCCACGUGCACGACAGCCACGUGCACGACAGUGACCCUGAUGAUGACGAUAAAUACGACGACGUGGACUUCCCUCCUCCACCAAUCGAGUUGAACAUCGACCCAAAGAUCGAGAAGGAGCUCAAGAAGAAGUUUAAGUUUGAGGGCCCUCUGAAGGUGCUGCAGACCAUGAUGGUGGACCCCAAUGCUCUCCUGAAGAAACCAGGGCCCAAAGACCUCAACGUGUCCCCUGGAGACGUCCUAGACAUCCUGCAGAUGCACAGCAAGAAGGCCCUGUGUCGAAACAAGUUUGGAAAAUUUGGUUAUGUGAACAAGUCUCAUCUUCUACCACUUGAGGGGGACAUUUAUGAUGAUGUCGAGUACCCCAGCGAUGUGUACGACAAUGACAACGCAGACUACUGACAAACAAGCGCCUCUGUUUAAACGAAAAACAAAACAAGUAUUUAGGAGAAAAAAACAUUGUUAUAUUCAUUCGAUUAAAGCUCGAGUAUGGAGCAUUAUGAUGAAAAUAUGCUGUUUUAAAGUGAAAUCAUUUGUAUUUUUACUGGGACUAAAAGUGAAGGAGCGAUGCUGAGAAGUAAACUGACUGUACAGAUGACACUAUGGAACUGUAACUUUGUGUGUGGAGUUUGGCCAUAAUUUAAAUAAAAAAAAUGUACAGUUUUACUUAAACUUUUCAUAUUCAAAUGA